AUGCAAAAGCCUGCCACUGAUAUCAAGAAGAAAAUCCUUCCUCACCACGUGUUCCAGCUGCAAUGCAUUAUCGAUGCCUUCACCGUCUCGCGGGGCUGGUCGCUAAACGUCCUUUGGGGGCAUGUUAUUGAACCUCCAGACAGACAAUUUCGACCUCGCAGGGACGUCGACCUAUUCCUAGACAGGCACAAUGAACGGGAAAUGUCGGGAUUUUUGAAUUCUAUAUCUGUCCUCAAACAAGUUCUCGCCCACAACGAUGUGCUGGACGUGGUGUCCGGAACAUUCAAAAUUGCCAAAGACAUACAGGACGACUUCAUCAAUUGGCUUGGCGAGAGCAAGUACAUGUACGGCCUGAACGGCAUCCCACCAUCGAGGUUCUUCAACUCUAAUUCCAACGGACUUUGGGAGUUUUCUCCUUUUCUCUGCGGAGUCGACCUUAUGGAAGGACUUGAGCUGACGUACCGUUCAUCUAUGAUGUUAUGGGACGCCAUGCCUGAGCCUGUUCUGAUUGUUCAUCUUCAUAAUAUGCUUGUGAAAAAGGGCUAUAUCACGAGACCCGUCGGGCUGUUCCAGAACCUCCAGAACUUUUUUCGCGACUCCUUCUUCGUCGACGGGAAAGUGCCAGAGUCGGAUUUCGGCCGUGCGCUGGCCAAUUAUACCAAUGAACGAGGCGUGUCACGCAGUCAUCGACAGCCAGGUCGAAGAGCUGCGACCCAAGCCACGGGCGUUCAUUCCCUCAUGGAAGUUGGUGCAAACAAGUUUUUCAACAAAAAAUCCAAUUUGCUGCUCUACCGUGAAGCUGGCUGGGACUUGGACCGCAUACCGGACAACGACCUCCAUCCUCAAUCGCUUCUGGGUUCGGCACGCAUACUGCAGACCAAGUUCUUCAUCGAUCUGGUGACUGGCAAGAAGCGACUUCCCGAUACGGAUAUGAUAGUCAAACUGAAGGCGAAAGUUCCAACUGUACAAGACGAGGACAUUAUCGCGAUGGGUGCUGAAAUGCUCCGUCUUGUAAAGGACCAACAGCCAAUAGCGAAGUCGCUAGAGUCUCUCACAAAAAAUAGUGGCUACAAGCUGUUUUCCGACGCCAGGUUCAAGAAAAAAGAGGCCGAGGACCGGAAACACAUCAAUGGAUUACGGUUACACGGCCUGGAACUUCUUGAGCUUGUUAAGAUUGACCUCUACAACGAUAUAUGCGGCGAACACGAGCCAUUGUCUGCGGUAAACUACAUCUGGGUAACUACAGUGUACUUGAUGCAGUUUAUGAAGAUCGAAGAUAAGUUGAAGGCCUUGCGAAAUCCGCUCUAUGUUCGCGCGUACGAGACAGAUCGCGAGUGGAGCAAGCUUAUAAGAGCUGGACUCGUGACCUUGGCUCUGUUCGAAGAAAACGAGGAAUGCCUACAAGUGAUGGUGGAGCAGUUUCAAAGCUUCAAUGCUGGGAUUAUGAACCAUAUAUAUUGGGAAGAUUUGCAUCCAGUCUCGGAGUUGUUGAACAGGCCCCCGCGCCAGGACAGUCCGGACAUAGGAUGUACGAUUCUUUAA
Messenger RNA from Grosmannia clavigera kw1407, 1542 nucleotides. RefSeq lists its product as uncharacterized. The record is from RefSeq and is a predicted model, not a curated record. NCBI's taxonomy places the organism in Eukaryota, Fungi, Ascomycota, Sordariomycetes, Ophiostomatales, Ophiostomataceae. The transcript has a single exon. Bases 1 to 1542 code for a protein of 513 amino acids.